This is a messenger RNA of Aspergillus tanneri, 1809 nucleotides long. RefSeq names its product DNA repair protein Rad7, protein (gene rad7). Gene Ontology annotation, biological process: SCF-dependent proteasomal ubiquitin-dependent protein catabolic process. Gene Ontology annotation, cellular component: SCF ubiquitin ligase complex. The coding region runs from base 1 to 1809 and encodes 602 amino acids. The transcript has 5 exons. NCBI's taxonomy places the organism in Eukaryota, Fungi, Ascomycota, Eurotiomycetes, Eurotiales, Aspergillaceae. The record is from RefSeq and is a predicted model, not a curated record.
AUGGAAUUUGAUGAUUCGUCAGUUGGUUCGGCGCAGAGAAGACAAACUAGGAACAGCAUCAGGGGCCCGCACUCGGCGCUUACGGAUUUUCUUGCAUCCAACAAUAUAUCCGCUGCCCAGAUCCAUCAAGACCACCAAAGGCGUCUAAGAGAGGCAGAGCAGCAAGCCGCCGCGGAAAGCCCCUCAGAUGCAACUGAAACUCACAAUGCAGAAGAACGCACUGUCGAGUCUCCAGAGCAGAGGACGAAGCGCAAGCGGAAGGAGUCAGCUACCUUGCAGAAGAUCAAACAGAGUAAGGAAUUUGCCCGUCGCAAGGCUCGCCGGACCGACGAGCCUGAUGGUGAUGAUGAUAUUAUUGCAAGGGAGUUGAUGUAUGAAAAAUCCCGGCCGCUACCAGGGCAACUGGAGAAUUGUGAAAUCUGCAGCAAGCGCUUCACUGUUACUGCCUAUAGCAAAACCGGCCCUAAUGGAGGUCUUCUCUGCAAGAAGUGCUCCCAGGAUCUGGCAGAUGAUGAGAAAAAGUCUAAAGCAAGAAGGAGCGGACCAAGGAGCAGUCGUCGUCAGAACCAGAGCAAUUUACUUGAUGGAAUUGUCCAGCAGGGAGCCCUAAGCUUGGUUGAAAUGUGUACAAAGAAAGUUGCUGAUAACAUUAAUGAUAUCGAUGAGUUCGGAGACUUACCGUCACAGCUCUUGAGUCGUCUCAGCCGGAUACUGUCUAAAAGGCGGGCUUUGACACCAAGGACUUUAAAUCUAUUCCUUCGUUCAGACUUGGACUCCAUCGAUAUCUACGACUCAGCUAAGCUCGAAACAGACGAUUUUCAGAAAAUCUUUACAUUCAUUCCAGCUCUAACGCAUGUCAAUCUUCGCUUUGCCGGACAAUUAAAAGACCGGGUCCUUGAAUAUAUGCUUGAUAAAAAUCUCCAAGUCAAGCAUUUGCAGUUAGACGCUGCCAAUCUUGUCUCGGACGCAUACUGGCGACGGGUAUUCCACAUCUUGGGCCCACAGUUAGAGAGCCUGAAGUUGUCAAACCUUGACUUUGCUCUCGAUGACGAGACGGUCGAGGCGAUGUGCAAAUCCUGCAGAGCACUUCGCUGCUUGAAAUUGAAACAAUGCUGGAAGAUGAGCGACGGCUCCCUUCGGGCCAUUUCAACUCUACCAUCAUUGGAGCACUUGUCACUUGGCUUUGUGCAAGCGAUCGAACCUGAGAACCUUCUUGAGGCUGUUUCUGGGGCAGCUUCUCAUUUACGGACUUUAUCGUUGGAAGGUUUUGCUAACGCGGAUGACCGCCUUCUUAAAACCAUUCACGAGAAGUGCCGCCUGCUUACGAAGCUUCGCUUCUCGGAUAACUCCGUGUGCACCGACCAAGGAUUUGCCAAUUUGUUUACGAACUGGUCAAACCCUCCAUUGGAGUUCGUGGAUCUGUCCUCCACACGAGAUAUGGACAAUACAAACUUGGAUGAUCCCACCGAGGCCAUCGGGCUUGCGUCUCAGGGAUUUGCUGCUCUCAUGAAGCACUCCGGGGCCAUGGUUCAGAAGUUGAACAUAGCCUCGUGCCGUCAUGUGUCACGUUCCGCCUUCGAAGAAGUGUUUUCGGAGGACAAAAGAUAUCCCAACUUACAGGAACUGGAUGUUUCCUUCCAUACGACGAUGGACGAUUACCUGGUUGGCCGGAUUUUCCGAUGCUGUCCCGCGAUCAAAAAGGUGGUGGCAUUUGCCUGUUUUAAUAUCCGAGAUGUUCAGGUUCCUCUUGGGGUUGCUUUGAUUGGAGGGUUGAGGGCCCAAGAUUCUAUCGAUUCGAGGGCCGAUUAG